Messenger RNA from Lachancea meyersii CBS 8951, 3633 nucleotides. Lineage: Eukaryota; Fungi; Ascomycota; Saccharomycetes; Saccharomycetales; Saccharomycetaceae. The record is from the annotation of a GenBank genome assembly.
AUGAAAAUGCUUACAAAGUUCGAAUCUAAGUCCACCAGGGCGAAGGGCCUUGCAUUCCACCCGUCGAGGCCGUGGGUUUUGGUGGCGCUUUUUUCGUCGUCAAUUCAGUUAUGGGACUAUCGCAUGGGGACACUUUUGCAUAAGUUCGAGGAUCACGAGGGACCGGUGCGAGGCAUCGACUUCCAUCCAACGCAGCCUCUUUUCGUGUCUGCCGGCGACGACUAUACCAUCAAAGUGUGGUCGCUCGACACCAAAAAGUGCCUGUUCACUUUGAAUGGACAUUUAGACUACGUCAGAACCGUGUUUUUCCAUCGUGAGCUUCCAUGGAUCAUUUCGGCCUCAGACGAUAACACAAUCCGUAUCUGGAACUGGCAGAACCGUAAGGAAAUCGCGUGCUUGGCUGGGCACAGUCAUUUCGUGAUGUGCGCGGAUUUCCACCCCAAGGAAGACUUGGUAGUGUCAGCGUCCCUGGAUGAAACCGUGAGGGUUUGGGACAUCUCUGGCCUACGUAAAAGACACUCGGCUCCUAGCUCGUACUCGCUCGAAGAACAAAUGGUUGCGCAGCAAAAUCUGCUCGAAGGCGGAUUUGGGGACUGUGUGGUCAAAUUUAUCCUUGAAGGUCACACUAGAGGUGUCAACUGGGCCAGUUUUCACCCCACAUUGCCGCUAAUUGUAUCUGGUGGGGACGACCGUCAAGUGAAACUAUGGAGGAUGAGCUCCACCAAGGCCUGGGAGGUCGACACUUGCAGGGGUCACACCAAUAACGUCGAUAGUGUCAUUUUCCACCCUCAUCAGAAUCUCAUCAUUUCUGUGGGCGAAGAUAAGACAAUUCGGGUUUGGGACCUUGACAAAAGAACUCCCGUGAAGCAAUUCAAGCGGGAGCACGACCGCUUUUGGCUAGCUAGAGCUCAUCCAAACAUCAACCUCUUCGGUGCUGCCCAUGACUCCGGUAUCAUGGUUUUCAAAUUGGACCGUGAAAGACCUUGUAGCGUCAUUUAUCAGAACCAAUUGAUUUUUGUCAACAAGGAGAAGCAAGUACAGACCUUCGAUUACCACAAAAAAAUCGUGUCUUUACCAUACGCAUCCCUGAAGAAGAUUGGCCACACUUGGAAUGCUUUCAGAAGCAUAUCCUACAGUCCAUCUCAGCACUCGGUUUUGGUCAAUUGCUCGGACAACCAAAGUGAGAAGUUCGCAUUGUGCGUCUUGCCCAAGCAACCCACAGGUGCGGUGGAGCCUACUUCUAUCAUUGAAGACACCGGAUCUUUCCCAACAUUCGUAGCCCGUAAUAGAUUUGUUGUUUACAACAGCUCUAGUUCAGUUUUGGAAGUGCGCGGCUUGGAUAACAAAAUCACCAAGACGAUCAAGAUUGAAAACGACAGCACCGUCAAAGAUGUUGUUUACGGAGGUCCCGGUUCUGUGCUGGUGUUGAAAUCGAAAUCGGUCGUUUUGUUCGAUGUUCAGCAGGCCAGAAAGGUGGCGGAAGUUGCCCUAAAAAAUGUGAAGUAUGUGAGCUGGUCUCUCGACAGUCAAUACAUUGCUCUUAUGAGCAAGCAUACCAUUACGAUAGUAACGAAAAACCUUGAAGUCAUUACAUCGAUGCAUGAAACGAUUCGUAUCAAGAGUGCAGCGUGGGACGAAAGUGGUGUUUUGAUUUACUCUACUUUGAACCACAUCAAGUACACUCUCCUCAACGGAGACAACGGAAUCAUAAAAACAUUGGAGAACACUCUCUACAUCAACAAAGUCCAUGGCAAAUUUGUCUAUGCCUUGAACCGUGAGGGCGAGGUGGAGAUUCUUACGAUUGAUCCCACCGAAUAUUGUUUCAAAAAGGCCCUGGUCAACAGAAAUUUCCCAGAGGUCUUGCGGAUUAUUCAAAACUCCAAUCUGGUUGGUCAGAACAUCAUCUCGUACUUGCAAAAAUCUGGGUUUCCAGACAUUGCCCUUCAAUUUGUACAAGAACCACAGACAAGAUUUGAUCUUGCCCUUGAGCAUGGCGACUUGAGUGUUGCUCAUGAAGAGGCCCAAAAACUUGACAACAGCGCUGCCUGGGAGCAGCUGGGACAGGCCGCAUUACAACAGGGAAACAUUGAACUGGCCGAGGCAGUCUACCAAAAUCAGAAGCAAUUUGACAAGCUUUCAUUCCUUUACUUGAUAAGUGGUGAUCUGACCAAGUUGGCAAAAAUGGAAAGUAUUGCGGAACAAAGAGGAGAUAUUUCCAGCGUCAUUCUCAACACUAUCUACAACAAAUCCAACGAGAAGAGAGGAGAGAUUUUCGCUCAAGGCGGCUCAUUGCCAUUAGCUUAUGCAAUUGCUAAGGCUAAUAAUCAAGAUAGCAAUGCUGCCAAAAUCCUGGAAGCUGCUGGUGUAAGCGAGAACGAUGUCACACUACCAGAGGGCAUAUCUUUUGCGACCCAUUACAAAUCUCCAUUAGUACCUGAACCAGUAAAAGAAUGGCCACUAGAAAAACCUGAGCCAUCUUUCUUCGAGAAAGCGCUAGCAGGUGGAAUGGAGAAGCUGGAUAUUCAGGAAGAAGCUGAGGAUGACAUACAAUCACCUUCCAAUACUUUCGAAGCACAACAGACUGCCUUUUCAGACGAAGAGUUUGUUGCCGAGGAUGAUGGAGGCUGGGAUAUGGGCGAGGAAGACCUUGGUCUAGAAGUUGAUGUCCCAGAAACCGAGGUCGAGGAGCAACAAGUAACAAAGGCUCCUGCCGACGAAAACGAGAUGACACAGUGGACCAAAAACUCGAAAUUGCCAUACGUUCUUAUCGCUGCCGGUGCAUUUGAAGCUGCUGCGCAGGCUUUGAACAAACAGGCGGGCCUAAUCAACUUUGAGCCAUUAAGACCGCGUUUUCAUGAAAUUUACGAAAGUUGCCGAACAUACAUGUCUGCAACGCCCACAGAACUGCCUAGUAUCACAGGGCUGAUUCGCGCCAACACUGAGCUCAAUGCUCCUGAGAGUCUUUUGCCAUUUGUUGCUGGAAGUGACGUGGUCACGAAUAAAAUGAACAAGGGUUUCAGGCUUUUCAAGGCCAACAAGCUUGAAUUGGCCAUCGAGGUUUUCCGCGACGUGAUCUACACCAUCACACUGCUGGCUGUAGACAACCAAGAGGACGAAACGCUUGCGCUCAAGGCCAUGGCCAAAGCUCGCGAGUAUAUUCUGGGCAUCUCGAUUGAGCUUGCCAGACGGUCUCUGCCUGCGGAUGACGUGAAACGCAACCUCGAACUGGCUUCAUACUUCACUACAGCCAAGCUACUACCGCCUCACAGAAGCACUGCUCUGCAAGUUGCCAUGUCUCAGUCUUUCAAGCACAAGAAUUUCAUCCAAGCGUCCUACUUUGCGGGCGAGUUCCUCAAGAUCGUGACCACGGGUCCUCGUUCAGAACAGGCUCAGAAGGUUAAGGACAGAGCCGAGUUGAUGGCCAGUGAUGCCAUAGAGGUAGAUUUCGAUCCCUACGCCGAGUUCGUCAUUUGUGCUUCCACCUUCACCCCCAUUUACAACGAUACCCCAGCUGUGACUGAUCCGUUGACAGGCGCCAAAUAUCAUUCUUCCGAAAAGGGUAAGCUAGAUGUCAUUGCUUCCGUGUCCAAGAUCGGCACUCCUGCCUCAGGCCUCAGAAUUCUUUUGGCAUAA